CACCUCCGAGUGUUAUUCACUGCGCUUCCUCUCAGAAAACAUGGCCACUGAUUUCUCCAAGAACGCAGAGGAGAGCCCGGAGCCCUGUAAGGCAGAAGUAAAGGGGAGUAUUCCCAGCUGGCUGCAGGGCACACUGCUGCGCAAUGGCCCCGGCAUAUUUUCUGUGGGGGACACCAGCUACGACCACUGGUUUGAUGGGAUGGCUAUCAUGAACAGCUUCGCCAUUAAAGAUGGUGAAGUGACCCACAGAAGCAGAUAUCUAAGAAGUGACACCUACAAAUCUAACAUGACUGCAAACAGAAUAGUUGUAUCUGAAAUGGGGACAAUGGCGUACCCAGACCCAAGCAAGAAUUUUAUUUUCAAGGCGAUUACUUUUCUCAACCACACAGUGCCCGACUUUACUGACAACGGCGCCAGCAAUUUCAUGAAAUACGGGGAGGACUAUUACGCCACCUCUGAAACUAAUUACAUCCGCAAAAUUGAUCCUGUGACACUGGAAACUCAGGACAAGGUGGACUACCUGAAGUACCUGCCGGUAAACUUGGCUACGUCACAUCCACACUACGACAAAGAGGGCAACGCCUACAACUUUGGGACUUCAAUAGCAGAGAAGGGCAAGACGAAAUACCUACUGUUCAAAGUCCCUGCUUAUUCUAAGAAAGACAAAGGCAAGAAUGUCCCGGCGCUGAAGAAUGCGGAGGUGAUCUGCACAGUUCCCUGCCGCUCCAUGCUCACACCCAGCUACUACCACAGCUUCGGCAUGACGGACAACUACUUCAUCUUCAUCGAGCAGCCUUUGAAACUGGACAUCCUCAGGAUGGCCACUGCCUACAUGAGGGGAGUCAACUGGGCAAGCUGCAUUAAGUUCUGUCCCGAGGAAAAUACUCUAAUCCACCUGAUAGACAGAAAGACCGGCAAAGAGGUCGAGACAAAGUACUACGCUGGGGCAAUGGUUGUCUACCAUCACGUGAAUGCUUUCGAGGACGACGGUCAUGUUAUCUUCGAUAUCAUCGCCUACAGCGACAACAGCCUUUAUGAUAUGUUCUACCUGAGCAAGCUGAAGGAAAUCAAUAAUGACUCCUACUCCAAACCAAGCUACAAACGAUUUGUACUUCCCAUCCAGUCAGACAAGGCAGUGGCAGUUGGAGAGGACCUGGUGAAACUCAAGUACACGACAGCCAGCGCUGUGAAGGAGAAAGAAGGCAAACUGAUGUGCCAGGCAGAGGUGUUACGGCAAGGUUUGGAUUUACCCAGAAUCAAUUAUGACGUCAACGGCAAAAGGCACCGCUUUGUCUACGCCAACAGUGUGGAGGACUCUGCACUGACAAAAGAGAUUGCCAAAUUUGACACAGAAACCAAGGAAAUUGUUUACUGGAGUGAGGACAACUGCCUACCGUCAGAGCCUGUGUUCGUCCCCAGACCAAAUGGAGAAUCAGAGGAUGAUGGUGUGGUCUUAGCAUCAGUUAUUAACUCCAACCCAGGCCAGUCUAGUUUCAUCCUGAUUCUUGAUGGCAGAACAUUAAAAGAAGUGGCUCGAGCAUAUGUGAAUGCUGCGCUCCAGAAGGAUAUGCAUGGAUUUUUUAUCCCACAUGGAAAUUAGUCAGUUGUGUAUUAUGUAAAAAAUGCCUUUGGAGAACUUCCAAAAACUGUCCUGUAUGACAAACACACUGAGGAACAGUGUUGUGCCUUGUGACAAAAUCAUAAUGAGGAUGUAGAUGGGUUCAUGUAUUACCUCAUCUCUGUCAAAUUAUUGUGAUUGUAUCGAAGCAUAUUUUAUCGGUAUGUUUAUAUAAAAAGAUUAUGCAGAUUUGGGAUUUUGCGUGGAUAAACUAUGUCACUUAAGCAUGUAUAUUUCACUGGUUCUGUAAUCCCCAUUUUUCUAGUGCUAUGAGAUCAAUGGUCUUGUGCUCAUCCUUUUCAUUAACAAAAUAAAACAGGUAAAGCAGUG
Perca flavescens (yellow perch) is the source of this 1948-nucleotide messenger RNA. It is a transcript of the gene bco1, whose product is annotated as beta-carotene oxygenase 1. Gene Ontology annotation, biological process: retinal metabolic process; carotene catabolic process. The coding region runs from base 41 to 1600 and encodes 519 amino acids. Lineage: Eukaryota; Metazoa; Chordata; Actinopteri; Perciformes; Percidae. Gene Ontology annotation, molecular function: carotenoid dioxygenase activity; beta-carotene 15,15'-dioxygenase activity. The transcript has 11 exons. The record is from RefSeq and is a predicted model, not a curated record.